Caenorhabditis elegans is the source of this 3173-nucleotide messenger RNA. It is a transcript of the gene sorb-1, whose product is annotated as SH3 domain-containing protein. The coding region runs from base 4 to 3027 and encodes 1007 amino acids. The record is from RefSeq and is marked reviewed. NCBI's taxonomy places the organism in Eukaryota, Metazoa, Nematoda, Chromadorea, Rhabditida, Rhabditidae. Gene Ontology annotation, cellular component: adherens junction; focal adhesion; plasma membrane. The transcript is spliced from 13 exons.
GGAAUGAUGCAUCAUCCUCAUCCAUUCGGGUCAAACCUGGCGAACUCAUCAGAACCACAACAGCCAUCUGGUCAAUAUCUAAAUCCUGCAGCAGAUGCCUACAACUUUGACACCUUUGAAGAUUCUGAUAAAUUCUCACCGAAGGGAAAUGUGGCGGCGUUGAGAAAUGUGAUACAUGGGCAGUUGGAUAUGAAGACACCAACUGGAAAUAGUUCCAGAUAUCAGAAACCAGCGCCUCCGCCUGUUGACUCAACUCCUUCCUGGGCCAAAAAUGUAAAAGUAUACGAACCAAAUGGAUAUGUGGAUCCACAUCUUAACAAGCAUAAUAUGGGAAGAGUACUUGAUGGUCCUGUCAAUCCAAAUAAAUAUUUUCAAGGAGUUCCACCGGCCAGUUACAGUCAAGUAAAGCACAAUGAGUCGAAACCACCAGUGCCUCCUUCCACAAAGCCUCCACACUCUGCUGCUCAAGCCCUUCAGGCUCAGGUCCUACAGAGCUCCAAAGCCCCCUCUCAACCCCAGCAAUCUCAAAAAACGUCCUACCGAAUCCCGUAUGACGUGGCGCUCGAUCCACGUCAUCACCUCGGAGAAUUCGACAUUGAUGACAGUGCAUCAAUUAUUUCCUCGUGUAUCUCGACAUUUGGAGAAUCUUCAGAAAUUGCUGGAUUUUCUGCGGCAGCCGAGCAACGGCAUCUCUAUGAGCAAUAUAGGAAAAAGUUAAUGGAAGAGAAAAAUGAAUUGAAAGAGGGAAGUGAGACACCGUGUGUAUCUUUGUCUGAAAAAGUGAUGACGUCAUCGACUGAAAAUUUGAAAAAUGGAAAUAAUCAGCAGAAUCAACAACCUGAGCCUCAGCCUCCAUCAAGCUCAAUAUUCAAUUCAGAACUCACACCGUUUGGCCACGUGGCUCCUGUUGCUAAACAAUUUGAACCAACAAAUUUUCCACCAUUUUCUCCAGAAAAAGAGAGUGAAAUCAAGAGAUCUAUCGAUUUGGAAAGUUCCCAACUUCUCGUAAAAUCAAAAUCCCCGGCUCCCUACUCUACAAGCUCGACGGAUCAUUAUGGAACUAUUCGAAGGAAGCAUAAACCAGUGGCAAUUGACCUUUCCAAGUCAUCACCCAACUUGGCGAGUCAAUCGCCGAGCAAUUUAUUUUUUGGAGCCAGCUUUGAGGAGAAGCAAAAUCGAUCGCCGAUGACAUCAACUCCGUCUUAUAAAGAACAAGGAUUCAAAAAUGAUAGCUUGAACGACUCACUGAACCAAGCCUUCGAAAUUGCAUCUUCAAUUGAAACAACUAAAAAUGCUUAUGAAGCACCGCCAACUCCAAAAAGUGCAUCACACGACCGCUCGAUUUCGGACACAUAUCCAGUGUCUUCCUCCACCACUUCCACUUGGCCUUCCCAUACAACAACACCUACUACAACUACAGCUGCUGCUCCAAUUGCUGCUGUUGCUCCACAAACAUACACAGAGCAGCAGCCAAUGAGCACAUCAAUGAGCUCGUCGGUAAUGAGUACUAAUAUGGAUGAGCCUAUUGUUGUUGGUUCACACCAACAAAUACCUCAACAAAGCCCCGAUUCAUCACCGGAACGAAAUGAAGAUAUGUCACAAUGGUAUCGGAAAAUGUUCAAACAAAUGCAUAGAAAGGGAGAAGACGGUUCGAAUGAAGGAAAAGAACAACAUUUUAUCAACCCUAGCAACGUUACCGACGGAAUCGGUAGGACUACACCGACUGCAUCAAAUUUGGGAAGAAGCCGUGAGAAUUUGAGUUUCAAUCAACACCGCCCAGACCAUCCUUCGUCAUAUUUUGAUAGUUUGGAGCAUGGACCAAAUGAUCAAUAUAAUAAUCAAGAACGAGUAAAACAGUCGAAUGAAGAAGAGCUGUUACGAUUAAAAGCAGAGAAAUUAGCAGAAGAGUUGAGAAAAGAAAAAGAACGGAAACAUAGUUUUAUCCCAUCAUCUGCGCCAUCUCUUCAAAAUAAUAUGGAUCGUCUGAAUAGUCUUCUCUAUGAUUUUUCCAGUGAUAUUCAAGAACCGGCACAUAGAGAUUAUACCCCGCAGCCAGUUAUGACAGCAACAGCAGUUUAUAAAUUUGAGCCAAGGAGUGCGAGAGAACUUCCACUUAACCGUGGUGAUAUUAUUCGAAUAAUUCGUGAAGUUGAUGGUUAUUGGAUGGAGGGAGAGAGAAAUGGAAGAAGUGGAAUAUUUCCAACGUCUUAUGUUCAAAUUAAUACUGGAAAUCAAGGGGAUAGUCAAAAGAUGAGAGCAAUUUAUCCAUUCACUGCUAGAAGUGACACUGAAUUGAGUUUGAAGAGGGGAGAAAUAAUCACACGCCGCCGUCAAAUUGACUCGAAUUGGCUGGAAGGAAGUAAUCAAAUUGGAAUUGUUGGAAUAUUCCCAGCUUCUUAUGUGGAACCAAUUGAACAAGUGGAGCAACACAUCCCAACAAUAGUCCCGAAUCGGCCAAAAACUCCGAAAAUUGAGGAUCAAGUGUAUAAUCAAGUGUAUAAGCCAAAUGAAACAGUGAUAAUGCAAAGUAAUCAGGGAUAUUAUGAUAAAGCAGCGGUAGUGCCUAAUAAUAAAGUCCGGUUCGAUUUACCCAGUGGAUCGGAUUCUAAUUUGCAAAUUUCCAGGUCCCUAAACCCACAUCAAAAUCAAUUCCCUCCUACACAUACUCAAACCAGCACACAACAGCCAUCAAACUAUGGAAUGAAGAAAAUUGAAUACGAACGCGAAAAAGUUGUUGAAGAAGUGCCACCGAUGCAUAUGGAUCAGUACAGAAAACUGAAUGACGAGCCGAAAAAUCCGAAAAAGGAUACGAAUAUUCUCAUGAAUGCCGCUUCGCUUAUUCCGAAAGGAUCCGAGAUGUACCGAGCCGUAUAUCCAUAUCAACCGCAAAAAGAAGACGAACUCCAAUUGUACACGAACGAUAUCAUUUUUGUAGUGGAAAAGUGUGAUGAUGGAUGGUUUAUUGGUACAUCUUUACGAACCGGAGACUUUGGAAUUUUCCCUGGAAAUUAUGUUAAACGUCAUUGAACUUUUGGAAUUUAUUGAUUGAUUUUAUGAAAUCCCUUUUACGUAUCACUUUGUUAUAUGAUUUUUCAAUUUUCUUUUUUGAAUUCUUACUAUUUGCAUUAAUUGUGAGAUUUGUUUAUUUUUUCAAUAAAAUAAUUACCGAAUAA